Molecule: messenger RNA, 1075 nt
Organism: Caenorhabditis sp. 36 PRJEB53466
Lineage: Eukaryota; Metazoa; Nematoda; Chromadorea; Rhabditida; Rhabditidae
Source: the annotation of a GenBank genome assembly
AUGAACGAAUGCGGACAUUGUUUUGUGAAAAUUGGCGAGGAACCGGCCAUUUUGGCCAAUGGAAAGGUGCGUUUUUAAAAUGUUUUAUUAUAUUUUAUAUUUACAAGCCUGAGCGCUCACAGGUAAUUUUCAGGUAAUUUUCGGCAGUUUGCCGUUUCUAAAAGCCUAGUUCUGUUUUGUCCGGUCCGUCUUUCUUUCUGCUGCCCUCAGCGGACAUACAAACAGACAGACGCCUCUUGUGUUUUUAUAUGUAAGAAAGAUAUAAUUUUCAACUUUUUUUCAGGUGUGGCACGUGAAUCAUCUUCUGUGCGAUUUGUGCAAUUGCCGUAUAAACGACGGCGAGAGGUAGAAUAACCCAGAAAAAUCUGCGAAAAAAAAAACAAGUUUUCAGAUGCGUUCCGCAAAAUGGAAUAAUAUUGUGCGGUGAUUGUCACAUCAAAACGACGCGUCCGAUUUGCAAAGGUAUUUGAAAGAAUUUUAUUUGCUCUUCAAAAUUAGAUACACUGAGAACGUUCUUCCUAAUAGGGCUAUUCAGCGUAUGUUUGUUUUCCGAUUUUUUCGUUUUUUUUACAUCGCUGAAUUGGAUUUUUUGACGUAAAAAAACGAAAAAAACGGAAAACAAUCAUUUUUUUCACAGCCUGAAUAACCCCAUAAGAAAACUUGCUUUCAGCGUUAAAAGCUUUGGUAAAAUUGAGAAAAACCAUUUUUGAAACUGUAAAUUUUCGUUUCUUUGUUAAUCGGCUAAAUGAGUCGGUAUCGACAUUUUGAAAUGAAUUCUUUGAAGCGGUACAUAUUAUCUCGAAAAACGUGUUUACAACUUCUCAACCUGUAAAUCAGUACAAUAAAUGCUCGUGAAACCAUUGAAAAUUUAUUUUCAGGCUGCGGAGAGUUCAUCCAGACGAACGUGUGCGAGGCGCUGAACGCCACGUGGCACCCGACGUGCUUCCAGUGCUCGGUGUGCCAGAAGCCGUUGGAGACGGACUUCCACCAGAUGCCCAACCGCAUGUGCGUCCAUUCCGACUGCUUCUGGGACCUUCAGCUUCGGAUCGUCGUCUGCAAAGACCUCCCGAAAUGA